Molecule: messenger RNA, 1407 nt
Organism: Macroventuria anomochaeta
Lineage: Eukaryota; Fungi; Ascomycota; Dothideomycetes; Pleosporales; Didymellaceae
Exons: 2
Coding region: 1-1407 (468 amino acids)
Molecular function (GO): protein binding
Source: RefSeq, a predicted model, not a curated record
AUGCUACCCUCUGCGUCUGAGCUUGUUGCUCAAUAUCUUAGGACGAACGGCUACACCGAGACCUUGAAGAGUUUCGUCAAAGAAGCUGACUUGCCACCCGAUACUGGUACCGGUUCGAACAGCUCGGUGACUAUAGAGACGAUACUUCACGAGAAGAAAACAUUUGAUCUCAGUCUCAGUUUUGAGAAGCUUGGUGUCGAGGAUGCAAAUCGCGCGUGGGCUGUUCCAGCACCAUCAAAACCCACAGUUUUCGAAUCACUGCCUAGUCGCUCUAAUAUCUUGAGCGUGGCUGUCUUCGACCUGCUGCUUCCUUCUGCCACAACUGUUAAACAGUACAUCGCCGUCACCACAGCUGACCGGCGACUACACCUCUUGAACCCGGCUUCACCAAGCUUUGAGCUUGCCCAUUCGUAUACCAGCUUCCAAGACUCUCCAGUAUUGGACAUCAUCACUAUAGGCUGGCAAUAUAUGAUGAUCGCCUCGAUGUCCGGAAAAUUGCUACUGUACGACACCGCAAGCGACAAAAUCCUGGACGAAAGGAAGGAUCAUUCCAAAUAUGUCGUCAAAAUAGCCAGCUGGUCCGACAAUGAUUCUGUUCUGGUAGCAAGCGCCGGAUGGGACUCUAAGGUGUUUCUCUAUCGGAUCCACAUUGGUGGAGAUGCCUUACGCAUUGGCGAGCCUUUGGCCACCCUCACGCUUGCAAGCAUCCCGGAAACCCUACUUUUCGUGAAGUCUCCUGAAGAUGACUCUCCAAUACUUCUGGUUGCUCGCAGAGAUUCUACAUUCCUGUAUUACUAUUCGGUUCCUUGUCUAAAUGCUUCAGCGUUCAACCUCCUCGGGAAGCAGAACUUGGCUCCACACUCCAACGCAUGGGUGGCCUUUACUCCGGCGGACGUCCAAAUCUGUCCCACUGAUCCGUCUGUGGUAGCCGUUGCGACUUCAUCGACGCCACAUAUGAAGAUACUGAUACUGAAGCUUUUACUUCCGCCAACGAAACCUGCGAUACCCGAUGAUGUUACUAGUUCAGAAACAACCGAACCGGCUGCUGUCACACAAGCCUCACAGGCACGUGCUGAGCUCCUGAUUGCAGAUAGAGAGGAGGCAGCCAUAUUGGUGAACGUGUCAACUAUGGCACCUCAAACUGCUUAUUCCACCCCACGGUUGACUUGGCGACCUGACGGCUCAGGUCUGUAUGUCAGCUCAGAUGAUGGUGUCAUUCGCGGUGUCGAGACGAAUAGUGGAAAGCUUGUUGCAUCUUUGGAGGGACAUGAGCCCGGAAGCAAACUGCGGUGCCUCUGGGCUGGAACCCUCAAAGCACCGAGUGAUGAAGCUGCCAGUUCAACGAGUGAUCACGAGGUUUUGAUCAGUGGUGGUUUUGACCAGAGGUUGAUACUAUGGGGUCGCUAG